Molecule: messenger RNA, 4477 nt
Organism: Sipha flava (yellow sugarcane aphid)
Lineage: Eukaryota; Metazoa; Arthropoda; Insecta; Hemiptera; Aphididae
Gene: Remo
Product: adhesion G protein-coupled receptor A2
Exons: 16
Coding region: 273-4148 (1291 amino acids)
Biological process (GO): cell surface receptor signaling pathway
Cellular component (GO): plasma membrane
Molecular function (GO): protein binding; G protein-coupled receptor activity
Source: RefSeq, a predicted model, not a curated record
UUUUGAGGUUAUGUAUAUGUUUGUUUCUUUUUUUCUCAUCUCAAAAAUGUAAACAAACUAAUGCCAGUAACAGAAUACACGGUCGAAACUAGUGGUAAGCUAACCGAUUCAUUCGAUCUGGCCCGUAGGUGGGUGUGCUACCGGGAUCAUUAAUCGGCUUCGAGAGAAAACUCCCAUUUCGAAAGCGCAUAAUGUAGGUGGUGGUGCCAGAGAUCAGAUUUUUGUGACCAUGUAGUUGUAUCGAAGUCAAAGGCUGUUGCCGAAAGGAUACCAUGUACCCUAGUCCAUGGCUGUGGGCCCUGUUGUUGUUGCUAGUCGUGGUGGUCAACGGCACGUCGGCUCAAAAGUCGGACGCAGCCUCAUGUCCAGAACGGUGUUCUUGCCCAAAAAAACGGGUUGGAGACAAAUUCACUAAAGUUAAGUGUGGCGGUGUUGACAAACUCAUGACUCUCAAUGACAUACAGUUUGCUCAAAUUUCAAAUUUCACUGCUGUAACGUUUCUUGACUUGUCGACCAAUGUUAUUGCUGCUUUGCCCACAAAUGCCAUACCAAUACCUACUUUACAAAGAUUAGAUUUGACUAAAAAUCUAAUAUCAAUUAUACAAGAUGGAGCAUUUCUGGGUACACCAAAUCUUAAAUUCUUGACAUUGACUGAUAACAAACUCAAAAACAUAUCUCAAGGCAUGUUUGAUGGACUCUUUGCAUUGGAACAAUUGAAAAUAAAUAAAAAUAUGAUCACUCAAAUACCAGGCAAUACAUUUACUUUUUUGGUACAUCUAACCAGAAUAGAUUUAUCAGAAAAUCCAUUAGUUUGUGACUGUGAAAUAGCUGGUUUUCUUGAUUGGGCUAAGAAAGUAAAACUUGGACCCAAGUCUGAAUGUCAUGAACCAGCUAACCUUAAAGAUAUAUGGAUUAAGAAUUUACGUUUAGAUAUGUUAAACUGUGUUCGUCCAAAAUCAAAUUCACCACCAGAAAUUGAAAUCAUUCCCAACUCAAAUCUUGUUCUUUUCGAAGGAGAUUCAAUAGAAUUAUUGUGUCAAGCUGUUGGUACAGAUGCUCUUGAAGGUGUCAUUUUGACAUGGAACAUAAGUGCGUUACGUACAAAUACUUCAAUUAUUAUUACAGAUGGAGAUUUUAAAAAUACAGGAUUAAUUCAAAGUAAUAUAUCAAUAGCAAAACUCAAUUCAAAUCAUACUGGUAAAUAUGAAUGUAAACUAAACUCUUCUAGUGGAACUCGAAUACAAUCAAUUUCGCUAACUAUUAUUUCGAAUAAAACUAGUUUUUGUGGAGUUGAAGAGAGCAAAGAUAACAAAGGAACGUAUGCUUGGACUCGUACAAUCUCAGAUGUAAUUACUGUCAAACAGUGUCAAGCAAAUGAAGAAGUUGAACCCUUGGCUAGAGGUACUGUCAGUAGACAUUGUAAUUCAAAUGGCAAAUGGGAUGCACCAGAUACUUCAGAUUGUCCUUAUACAAGUCCAAUUACUCGUAUUUUUUAUACACAAUCCAAGACUAAUAUUACUCAUAAAGAUAGCACGGAAACAGCUAGACAGUUAUUUAACUACACAAGAGAUCAUUUUAAUGAAAUCAAAGAUAUCCUUGAUGUUAGUUAUAUUGCAGAUAUUGUGGUUGAUUAUUUGGAUGUAAUACGCGAUGAAAAAUCGCUAGCACCAAUUGUAGUGGAUUUAAUAAGUUUAACAGCAGAAUUGCCUAAAGAUUUAUUAUUAGCCGCUCAGAAAAAUGAUAAAUCAACUUCUAGGCUUGUGAAUGCUUUAGAAACUUCUUUGGAAUUUGCUUCUACCUUAAAUUCUCGAUGGACUUCAGCUAUAGCGAUGGAAGAAUUUGUUAUCACUAAAGAAAACUUUAAUGGUUUGACUUGUGUUUGGGGUCGGGAUGAAGAUGCUCCAACUACAAUGAAUUCUUUGAUGUGCUAUGUUUAUGUUAAUCAUACUUUUCCUCAAAAUAAAAUUGUUGAAGCAUUAAUUGAAAUACCAGGAUCAUUAUUUUCAAGUGAUACCAAAACUGACGUAUCUAAUAACAAGUUAAAGUUAGUAUUUACAGUCUACGAAGAUGGAAAAAUGUUUCCUGAACCAAUGAUGUUGGCUGAAGACAAUAUUACUUUAAUACCAACGGAAAUAAAAUCUUGUGUAUUGGUAACAAAAUUAGUUGGUAUUGAAAUGGAAGUUACACCUGAACCUCUUAUCAUAGCAUUGCGUCAACCUGAAAAUUAUGAUCGUUAUUUGACAAUGAGACCAAGCCCAUCAUGGUGGAACCCUUUAACAGGAUUGUGGGAUGUAAAUCCAAAUAUUAGUUGUCAAUUAGCGCAUAUUGGCGGUGGCAUGUUAGUGUAUAGAUGUAAUAGAUUUGGUUAUUUUGCAUUAACUAUGAGCCCAAUAUUAAUGAAUAAUAUUGUACCUCCAACAAACAGCACUGUGAAAAAAAAAAAAUUAUUCGCUCAUACAUCAAUUUAUAUUGGGACUUUUGUUGGAAGUACAUUUCUUUUAUUCUCAGCCAGUCUUUAUGUAAUAUUAAAUAGUAAUAUACAAAUGGCUAAAAAAUUGAAACACUCGCUACCUAAUACUUGGUUUGCAAUGGCAAUGUUUUACUUAAUUUAUUGCAAUGGAAUUCAUCGUACUGAAAAUUCAAGAACUUGCCAAAUAAUUGGAUUGUUAAUUCAAUUCUUCAGUUUAGCUCCAUUAUUUUGGAUGACAGUAACCAUCAAAGUUUUAUAUAAACGAGUACGAAAACCUUUUCUUUCUGCUGGUACUCCAUCAGAUGAUGGUGGUGGUAUGAAUAUACCACAUGAGGAUGUUGUUAUCAAGAAACCGCUUCUAGGAAUUUACAUGGUGGGCUGGGGUAUACCAAUGUUGUUGUGUGGAAUGUCAAGUGCUGUUAAUUUGCCUGGUUAUGGAGGACAUGAAGGAGAUUAUUGUUUUUUAAAACCAGGCCCUGCUUUUGGUUUCAUUAUUGUAGUUGCCUUAGUAGUUAUUAGUUGUAUUUUUAUACUAAGUUUGUUAGUUUCUUGUGCUGCCAAUGAUCUUGACUCCAAUGUACAGCUUUCUGAAGGUACACAAGCGACUGAUUUGGAAUUAUUGGAUCAAACCAACAGCAUGGUAGAACAUAAUAGUUGUCGCAGUCUUACUACACCAUCUAGUAAAGUAGAAGAUCCUGAACAGUCACUAGUUGUUCAACUAAGGUUUUUCAAUGGAACCUUAUUAGGAUUUUUAUUGACAGUUGCAAUGACUUAUUUUAAUGUUGGAGUUAUGCACAAUGCAACUAUACAACUUUGGUUAGGAGUGUGGUUUGCUUGUUUCAAUAUAUUUCAAAAUUUUUUAAUAAUGUGGUUUUAUAUAUUUGUAAGAAACGAUGUUCAAAAUGCAUUUAUAGAACUCAAAGAGCAUCGUUGGGGAAGAAAAAAGGUUGUAGAUUCAGUACGUGCCCCAUCUAUAAGAACUGACAGUUUCCAGUCAGUGAGGCCUAAGUCAAAUAGUGAAGUUGUAUCAUUGCAAUCAUUUAGGUCACCCCAGCUACAGCUUGUUAUGAUGAGACAUCAAUUAAAUACUGAGCGACAGAUUGACUAUUACAACCCACAUCAAAUAACUGUAGCAAAACGGUUUUUCAAAAAGCAACGAAAGAAACAAAAUAAUUUCCCUCGGCGCCCACCACUGACUUCCCCAGAACUCACUGACAUUUACUAUUGUCAGAAUGGUAAAACCAAUAACUUACGUAUGGAGUUAAAACAAAAUGGUGUGUUCUCAGACAGUGCCAUUACUGAUCAUGAGUAUGUUGAAGUGGAUGGUCAUCUACAAUAUCAACACAAGUAUACUCAACCAAGAGAUUAUUCAACUGAAGAGUUUGUCACUAGUCAAAUGAGUGGUGCUAGCUGUGAAGGAAUUUCAGAUAGUGUCACUGAUUGUGGACGGAAUAUUAGCGAAAAAGAAACAUGCAACAGUCCCCAUGUGAUAGUAUCUGAUUGUUCUAGUGCAAAUCCAUUGAAUCAUACUUAUGAAACAAUAACGCCAAAAAAAGAAAGAUGGACUGAUCCAAAUAAACGAAAAAAAGAUUCUAGAAAAUCUCAUAAAGUAUCUGGUUACACUUUAGCUAAAUCUAAUAAAUCAGACAGCGAUGAAAAUGAUGAAACUUGUGUUUAACAAAUAUUUGACUGAAUAAGAGACAUUUUAUAGUCUCAUGUAUAUACAUCAUGUAAGCUAUAUUUUAUAUUUAUAAACUUAAAUAGUUACUAAGCAUCAUUAUGAGUUCCAAAUAAUGUUUCUAUAUAAUAAUAAUGUAUGUUAGAUUUGCCAUCUAACACUACUGCAAAUAUUGUCAACUCAAUUUUAGUAGUUUUAGUUAAAAUUAAUGUCUGACCAUAAACGUUGUAAGGUAUUUUUUCAUUCAAUGCUUUUUUAAUAUUCAUAAUUUUAAUUGCAAAUUGAGUAAUAUAUUGCAAUUUUAUAGAAAUCUUAAUAAUCACUUCGAU